This is a messenger RNA of Cavia porcellus (domestic guinea pig), 3449 nucleotides long. It is a transcript of the gene Foxm1, whose product is annotated as forkhead box M1. Bases 236 to 2527 code for a protein of 763 amino acids. Gene Ontology annotation, cellular component: nucleus. The transcript has 9 exons. Lineage: Eukaryota; Metazoa; Chordata; Mammalia; Rodentia; Caviidae. Gene Ontology annotation, biological process: regulation of cell population proliferation; G2/M transition of mitotic cell cycle; regulation of transcription by RNA polymerase II. Gene Ontology annotation, molecular function: RNA polymerase II transcription regulatory region sequence-specific DNA binding; DNA-binding transcription factor activity. The record is from RefSeq and is a predicted model, not a curated record.
CGGCGCCAAUUUCAAACAGCGGAACAAACCGAAAGCUGAGGUGCCGACCCUCGCCGGCCCGCCCGGGCCCCCUCCCCGCCGGGCUCCCGGGCUCCGGGCUCCCGGGCUCCCGUCCUGCCUGCACGGCCGGGGCCCGGCCGGCCUGCGAGCUCCGUGCUGGGCCCUGGGCGGCGGCGCCGCGGUCUAAGGGCCCAUGCUUGUGAUUCUCAAUGGAGAGUGAAAGCGCAAAUUCAGAAUGAAAACCAGCCCCCAUCGGCCCCUGAUUCUCAAAAGACGGAGGCUUCCCCUUCCUGUUCAGAAUGCUGCAGCUGAAACAUCUGAGGAGGAGUCUAAUAGACCUCCUGCCCAAAAGGAUCCUAGUCAAGCACUGGCCUCCAAGGAGGUGGCAGAGUCCAGCUCUUGCAAGCUCCCGGCUGGGAUCAAGAUUAUUAAUCACCCCACCAUGCCCAACACACAAGUGGUGGCCAUCCCCAGCAAUGCCGAUACCCAGAGCAUCAUCACAGUGCUGACUGCCAAAGGAAAAGAGAGUGGCAGCAGUGGGCCCAAUAAAUUCAUCCUUAUUAGCUGUGGAGGAGCCCCAACUGGCUCUCCAGGACCCCAGCCGCAAGCCCAAAGCAGCAAUGAUUCCAAGAGGACAGACGUGCUCACUGAGAAGUUGGGACCAAAGCCUGCAGCUAGGGAUGUGAAUAUUCCUAGACCAUCUGGAGGCCAUCCAGGACUCUGUCGAGAGAGCUGUGCUAGCAACAAGGCAUCAGGCUGCACUCUGGACAACAACCUGACCAACAUCCAGUGGCUUGGGAAGAUGAAUUCUGAUAGACUGGACUCCAGCAGCAUCAAGCAGGAAGUGGAGGAGAAGGAGAACUGUCACCUGCAGCAGAGUCAGGUCAAGGAGGAGCCUGUGGGCACAUCAACACCCUGGCAGGACUCUGUGUCCGAAAGACCGCCUUACUCUUACAUGGCUAUGAUACAGUUCGCCAUCAACAGCACGGAGAGGAAGCGCAUGACCUUGAAGGAUAUUUACACUUGGAUCGAGGACCACUUCCCCUAUUUUAAGCACAUUGCCAAGCCAGGCUGGAAGAAUUCUAUUCGCCACAACCUUUCUCUUCAUGACAUGUUUGUUCGGGAAACGUCUGCCAAUGGCAAGGUCUCCUUUUGGACCAUUCAUCCCAGUGCAAAUAGAUUCUUGACUUUGGACCAGGUGUUUAAGCCACUGGACCCAGGCUCUCCACAAUCGCCCGAGCACUUGGAAUCACAGCAGCAGAAGCGGCCCAAUGCUGAGCUCCGCCGGAAUGUGACCAUCAAAACUGAACUUCCACUGGGCACACGGAGGAAGAUGAAGCCACUGCUGCCACGGGUCAACUCCUACCUGGUGCCCAUCCAGUUCCCAGUGAAUCAGUCCCUUGUGUUGCAGCCCACAGUGAAGGUGCCGCUGCCCCUGGCGGCUUCACUCAUGAGCUCAGAGCUAGCCCGCCAUAGCAAGCGCGUCCGCAUUGCCCCUAAGGUACUGUUGGCUGAUGAGGGCAUAGCCCCUCUUCCUGCUGCUGGACCAGUGAAGGAGGAGAAACCCCUGCUGGAAGAAGGGCUGUUACCUUUGUUUCCAGUUCAGUCUAUCAAGGAAGAAGAAACCCAGCCUGAGGAGGACGUGCCCCACUUAGGGAGACCCAUCAAAGUGGAAAGCCCUUCCUUGGAGGAGUGGCCCUCUCCAUUCCCAUCUUUCAAAGAAGAGGCAUCUCACUCCUGGGAGGAUUCAUCCUGCUCUCCCACUCCAAAGCCCAAGAAGUCCUACAGUGAACUCAAGUCCCCAGCACGACGUGUCUCAGAAAUGCUCGUGAUUAAACGAAGGGAGAGAAGGGAGAUGAGCCGAUCUCGAAGGAAACAGCACCUGUUGCCUCCCUGUGUGGAUGAGCCUGAGCUUGUCUUCUCAGAGGGCCCCAGCACAUCUCGACAAGCUGCAGAGCCUCCUGUCCUGACAGAGUCCACAGAGCCUGCCCCUCAGCAUGGCUGCCCCCAGGAGGAGGGAGGACCUUUUAAGACCCCUAUUAAGGAGAUGCUGCCCAUUUCCUCCACCCCAAGUAAAUCUCUCCUCCCCCAAACCCCUGAAACCUGGAGGCUCACACCUCCUGCCAAAGUGAGGGGGCUGGAUUUCAGCCCAGUGCAAACUUCCCAGGGCACCUUUGGCCCUUUGCCUGACUCCCUGGGGCUUAUGGAUCUGAGCACCACGCCACUGAAAAGUAUUCCCCUCUUUGACUCACCCCGAGAGCUCCUCAAUUCAGAACCCUUUGACCUUGCUUCUGACCUCUUUGGCAGCUCUUGCCCCUCAGAUCUGGAAGUCCCCAAGCCAGGCUCUCCAGAACCACAAGCUCCCAGCCUUUCAGCCAACUAUUCUCUGACAGAAGGCCUAGUUCUAGACACAAUGAAUGAUAGCCUGAGCAAGAUCCUGUUGAACAUCAGCUUCCCUGGCCAGGAGGAGGACCCCUUGGGCCCUGACAACAUUAACUGGUCUCAGUUCAUGCCUGAACUACACUAGAGGCUGCUUGACCCUUACACUCAAGAUACCCACCAUUCCAGGAGGCGUUCAUGUGGCUGGGCAGUCCCAUGCUCGGGACAUGCCAUACCCUCUGAAGACUGCAGGCAAGGACUGCACCAGCCUGGUGAUGCAAAGGCAACAGUCACACUCUAGCUACUGCUGGGUCUUUGCAUGAGUAGAAUAUGCAGCUGGUCUCUGGAUAGAGUGAUCUAUCUCUCUGCCUGCCAGGAGCUGAAGACAGCAAUGCAAAAGCAGUGGUGGAAAGGGACUAAGAAUUCCCCACAUCAUUUCCAUUCUGUGUCCUGCAGUUUUGCUUUCCCUGCUUGCGGGGUGGCCUUUGUAAAUAGUAUACAUUUUCCAAAUUACCCUUUAAUUAUAAAUGAAAGUUUGAGGUGGGUAGGAUGAUGGGGAGUUUCCGUUUGCUUCUGUACCUUGCUUUGCUUCCUUGAGGGAGAGGACCUGCAGUGCACGGUUGCUUCUAGGCCCAAGGGUUCUUUUCUGUGGGCAGCUAGACAUUUCUCCCAGUCACAUCUGCUUGGCAAGGUCCCUCAGAUUUCCCUGCCCUCCACCUCCCAGUGUUCCAAGUCAGCUUUCCUGCAAGAAGAAAUCUGAUUUAAAAGGUCUUAUAUUGAGUUAAGAAUUGGAUUUGGAGAUGGAAUGGUUGCAUCUGAAGCAGAGUGGAACCCAAAUGUGCCCCGUUAAGACAUUUCUCUGAUAAUGUCCGUAAUCAUGCCAGGGAGACUUGCAUGGACGAGGACUCAGGUGGAGGUUUGAGAAGGCAGAAAGGACCCCUCACCUGCCUGGUGUCCUUAGUUUGUAUUGCAGCUUUGCAAAGAGCUACCUUAUGCACUAGCUGGCUGCCUGUGUGAGCCAGCUCAAGAACACUACCACAACUACCUACUGAAUAAAAUCCAGGGUGGAA